Messenger RNA from Physella acuta, 825 nucleotides. Its product is annotated as mucin-2-like. NCBI's taxonomy places the organism in Eukaryota, Metazoa, Mollusca, Gastropoda, Physidae. The record is from RefSeq and is a predicted model, not a curated record.
AUGGACCACAACAAAGAAUGGACCACAACAAAGAAUGGACCACAACAAAGAAUGGACCACACCAAAGGUCUAUAUCUCCAUGAGCCUGUGUCACCAUCAACCCCAGUCACCAUCAACCCCAGUCACCAUCAACCCCAGUCACCAUCAACCCCAGUCACCAUCAACCCCAGUCACCAUCAACCCCAGUCACCAUCAACCCCAGUAACCAUCAACCCCAGUCACCAUCAACCCCAGUCACCAUCAACCCCAGUCACCAUCAACCUAAGCCCAGUCACCAUCAACCCCAGUCACCAUCAACCACAGUCACCAUCAACCACAGUCACCAUCAACCCCAGUCACCAUCAACCUCAGUCACCAUCAACCACAGUCACCAUCAACCCCAGUCACCAUCAACCCCAGUCACCAUCAACCCCAGUCACCAUCAACCCCAGUCACCAUCAACCCCAGUCACCAUCAACCUCAGUCACCAUUAACCUCAGUCACCAUCAACCCCAGUCACCAUCAACCUCAGUCACCAUCAACCUCAGUCACCAUCAACCUCAGUCACCAUCAACCUCAGUCACCAUCAACCCCAGUCACCAUCAACCCCAGUCACCAUCAACCCCAGUCACCAUCAACCCCAGUCACCAUCAACCCCAGUCACCAUCAACCCCAGUCACCAUCAACCUCAGUCACCAUCAACCUCAGUCACCAUCAACCCCAGUAACCAUCAACCCCAGUCACCAUCAACCCCAGUCACCAUCAACCCCAGUCACCAUCAACCCCAGUCACCAUCAACCUCAGUCACCAUCAACCUCAGUCACCAUCAACCCCAGUCACCAUUAA